Messenger RNA from Bombus huntii, 912 nucleotides. RefSeq names its product adrenodoxin-like protein 2, mitochondrial. Gene Ontology annotation, cellular component: mitochondrion. Bases 185 to 670 code for a protein of 161 amino acids. The transcript is spliced from 4 exons. The record is from RefSeq and is a predicted model, not a curated record. NCBI's taxonomy places the organism in Eukaryota, Metazoa, Arthropoda, Insecta, Hymenoptera, Apidae. Gene Ontology annotation, molecular function: 2 iron, 2 sulfur cluster binding. Gene Ontology annotation, biological process: positive regulation of oxidoreductase activity; P450-containing electron transport chain.
ACGUCACUUGUGUUAGGAAUCGUUUUAUAACCUAUCACAGUAAAGGAACGUCCCAGUAUAGCAGCCGAAGAAUGCCGUGGAAGUUUUUGUACAAAGUACAAUUGAUCUACAAUUGAUAUUUUCCGCAAUACUUAUCUGGUGUUCGGUCAGGGUGUCCCAUACUCAUGAUAUUUAUAACAGUGGAAUGGCGUUAGUAAAUCAAUUACAAAAAUUUUCGAGAUCAAUUCUCGGUAUUGCAUCAAAUUAUUCAAAAUAUACAAGCAACACAACGUUGCCCUUUUUGCAGGCAACAAGAGGACUAUCGACCACGCAACCACUUUCAGAAAAACAAGAAGUAAAUAUAACGUUUGUUAAAGCAAGUGGAGAGAGAAUCAAAGCAAAAGGGAAAGUUGGAGAUACUAUAUUAGACAUAGUAGUAAAUAAUGAAAUUGAUUUAGGUGGAUAUGGUGCUUGUGAAGGAACAUUAACUUGUAGUACGUGCCGUUUAAUAUUUUCGAAAGAAGUUUAUGAUGCACUUCCUGACAAACCAACAGAUGAAGAAUUAGACAUGUUGGAUUUAGCAUAUGAAUUAACAGAUACGUCACGGCUAGGCUGUCAAAUAGUAAUGUCUAAGGAACUAGAUGGAAUUGAGGUAAGAGUUCCAUCAACAAUUAAUGAUGCAAGAGCAUAACUGAAAUUAUCUAUAGGUUUUUGAAAAUUUGUAUACAAUGUUAUACAUCUCUUGUUAAAAAACCCUUGUUAUAAUUAUUAAAAUAUUGGUAUUAAAAAAAUAUAAUAAAGAAUCUUGUGUUUAAAUGUGAAGCUUAUAUAUAUACAUAUGUUAUAGUAUAAUUGCAAUUUUGAUAUUUGUACAUUGCCAUUGUAAAAGGCCUAUCCAAUUAUGAAGAAAAUAUAUCUUUUAUUUUUAAUAUA